Molecule: messenger RNA, 1106 nt
Organism: Amoebophrya sp. A25
Lineage: Eukaryota; Dinophyceae; Syndiniales; Amoebophryaceae
Source: the annotation of a GenBank genome assembly
CCACGGGCAUGGAUGUUGAAGGCUUGAUUUUACUGCUGAAAAAAGCGUCCAGCAAAGGGAAGAGUGAACGGGACCCUCGAAAUGCCCGAAGGUCCUUCGCUAUAAAGUGGGGAAAGAAAUAUGGUCUCGAGAAACUGCUUGGAACAAAAUGGUUAGGCCCUGAAGGGGAAACCCAGUUCUGUUUUUCAGUCUUGGAAAAGGUUCGCGAAAAAGAACAUAAGUUCUUAACCUUGAGACGCAAAGCAUUAUCGCUGUACAACGUGGACGUCACCGGUUCAGUGGGUGGUGAUGCUUUUGCGCCUUCCAUCGACAAGUACAAACUCGGUGAUAAAGAUGGUCCGCAUCAGUGCUACGCCAGAGUGCACAGGGUGGCACUGGAAAAACUUGCUCCUCUACAGUUGGAAGAAAAGCUUAGCCGUGACGCGGAGAAGUUACGGGAAGCUGCUGCCUCACAGGCGAGUGGCGCUAGGGCUUCCCGAGAGGUGUUCAAAAAAGAUAAUCUCGAGCUUUUGACAGCAGACGACAUCGUCUCAGCAGCUGGAUAUUCGGGUAUCACCCAGCAUACGGAUUUGUGGCGCGUGACAGGUCUCAAGCUUCUCAUCGAUGCUGUCGAGAGACAGACCGUUACGUUGCAACACAAGAUUAUCCGGAUUAGAUUCGAGGGAGACCUCGAGAAUGCUCAGAUUCCGAAGUUGGAACAGGAAAUAACUGAAGCCGAAGAUCAGGUUCGCAAAGAGCUGCAAGAGUGGGCAGAAUACCUACAAGCUCUUGUUCAACUGCAAGUGGGCCACGGCGAUGUAACUGAGGCCAGCAACAAAGUUGUUGCGUAUGGUAGUUUGCAAAAGGAGGAAUUUGUUGCUGCAACAAUCAGGCGCGCCAAGCUUGAACAGGAGUUUAGCAAACACCAGUGCCUUCAAGAUCUGCGGGGCUAUCACGAUAAGGCGCUUGAGCAGGAACAGACUGUCAGGAACCUCUUCGAUUUGCUGGAAACGCGUUACCCUAAACAAGUUGCUGGCGAUAACGCGGCGUUGCUCUUGCGUCGCUCUUUUGACGAGACUGCUAAUGCGCUGCACCCCUUUCCUCCCCUCGCGCAGGCGUCUUCGCAC